GGGAAUUUAUUUGUCCACAGGCGCAGCUGUCCUACAGUCCAUUGCCUGCCAGGGACCCAAAGCUGCUCUGAUCACCCGAGGAUUCUCCCUCCCAAACCAAGCGCCUCCAACUGACCUCUGACUCCUGACCUCUGGCCCCACCUGCCCUGCUCUGCCCUUUGCAAGGGGCUGGGAAGCCCCUAGAAACGGCUGUGGACGUGGGUGUUUGCCCGCCUAGAGAGCAACGGCUGGGCUGGGGCGCAGCUCGCAGCCCCCGCCAGGCCCGCCAUGGCUCGGCGGCUCCAGGAUGAGCUGGCCGCCUUCUUCUUCGAAUAUGACACCCCCCGUAUGGUGCUUGUGCGCAACAAGAAAGUGGGCGUCAUAUUCCGCCUGACCCAGCUCGUGGUUCUGGUCUACGUUGUUGGGUGGGUCUUUGUCUACGAGAAGGGCUACCAGACCUCCAGUGGCCUCAUCAGCAGCGUGUCUGUGAAACUCAAGGGACUGGCUGUGACACAGCUCCCAGACCUGAGCCCCCAGGUCUGGGACGUGGCUGACUAUGUCUUCCCAGCCCAGGGGGACAGCUCCUUCGUGGUCAUGACCAAUUUCAUCGUGACGCCCCAUCAGGCCCAAGGCUACUGUGCAGAGCAUCCGGAAGGCGGCACGUGCAAGGAUGACAGUGGCUGCACCCCAGGGAAGGCAGAAUGGAAGGCUCAAGGCAUCCGCACAGGCAAGUGUGUGGCCUUCAAUGACACCGUGCAGACCUGUGAGAUCUUCGGCUGGUGCCCUGUGGAAGUGGAUGAUAAUGUCCCACGCCCUGCCCUGCUCCGAGAGGCUGAGAACUUCACUCUCUUCAUCAAGAACAGCAUCAGCUUUCCACGCUUCCAGGUCAACAGGCGCAACCUGGUGGAGGAGGUGAACGCCACCUACAUGAAGAAAUGCGUCUAUCACAAGAUCUUACACCCGCUGUGCCCGUUCUUCAACCUCGGCUACGUGGCACGAGCGUCAGGGCAGAGUUUCGGCACCCUGGCCGAGAAGGGUGGCGUGAUAGGCAUCACCAUCGACUGGAACUGUGACCUGGACUGGCAUGUGCGACACUGCAAACCCAUCUAUGAGUUCCAUGGGCUGUAUGCGGAGAAAAAUCUGUCUCAAGGCUUCAAUUUCAGGUUUGCCAGGUACUUCGUGGAGAAUGGGACCAACCACCGGCACCUCUUCAAGGUGUUUGGGAUUCGCUUUGACAUCCUUGUGGACGGCAAGGCUGGGAAGUUUGACAUCAUUCCUACAAUGACUACCAUCGGCUCCGGAAUCGGCAUCUUUGGGGUGGCCACCGUUCUCUGCGACCUGCUGCUGCUGCACAUCCUGCCCAAGAGGCACUACUACAAGCAGAAGAAGUUCAAGUACGCAGAGGACAUGGGGCCUGAGGCGAGAGAGCGUGACCCCGCGGCCACCAGCUCGACCCUGGGCCUGCAGGAGAACAUGAGGACAUCCUGACCCUCCGCCCCUGACUCCUGACUGGACACAGUGUGAGGCUCCCAGGGGAGGCCCUGGGGGGUCCAGCCCGGGGGGAGGGGUCUCCUCAGAAGCUCUCCUGCCCUCUCAGCCAGGUAGACAUCGGUUGGCCGGCAGCUCAGUGUGGACCCGGGAGAGACCUGUGCAAUUCUGAGCUUUGAUUCCAACUGUGCACCCCACCGAGAACUUCACCCCAGCCUCAGCCUCUCCUGGAGUGGAGGUGCUGGCGCCGGGCGGCCCCUCUCGCUCCUGAACUGGAGCUCUGAGCUUCCCUCUGUGGGCCUCACCCGUCCCACUACCUCGGGUCUCUAGACCCGUGCUCUCCCAUAGGACAGCCACUAGCCACAGGGGACCAUUUAAAUUUAAAUUAAUUAAAAUGGAAUGAAAUAACAACUUUGAUUCCUCAAACUAGCCAUGUUGUAACUGCUAAGUGGACACAUGGGGCCGGUGGCUGCCCUACUGGACAGUACAGAGCAUCCGCAGCACCACACAACAUGCCCUUGAUAGCUCUGCUUGAGCCCUGUGUCUUACUGGCCUCAGCUCUGUGGGGAGCUCAUCAACCCCGCAGGCCCUGGGCGCACACCAGACCUAGGGAACCAGACUCGCCAAGGCUGGCCACGUGAUCUGCAAGGCCAGCAGCCGCCCCAGGCCAUGUUAGGGACCUCCGUUUAAGAUGCUCUGGAUCAGUUAGCAGACAGCCUGGGCCUGCAUCGCCUGGCAACUGCCGGUGGUGAGCAGGUGUGUGGUGUGCUCACGAGCCACACAGUGUUUCCUGCACACUCACCUGGAUGCACAACCCCCUUCUACCCACACUGUGUAUUUGAACAGCUUGGGCCCUGCAAACACAGCCAUCUGAACACACCUACACCUGCAAGCACAGACGUCUGGUCCACACCAUGUCACCUCCAUGGGAAAUGCUUCUCACAAGUGUGUCAGGCCAGGACAGCCCCGUCAGCCAUGAAUCCUUACUCAGCUACCUCUGGUCAGGUGGGAGCCUUGGCCAAACCCUGGGCUCCCCGCCUGUGGCCCAGCCCCAGCUCCCAAGGCCUGCCCGGCUCUGUCUGAACACCAGGUCUGGGGAAAGCAAGGGGUGGAGUACAAUAAAAGGAACG
Molecule: messenger RNA, 2597 nt
Organism: Molossus molossus (Pallas's mastiff bat)
Lineage: Eukaryota; Metazoa; Chordata; Mammalia; Chiroptera; Molossidae
Gene: P2RX1
Product: purinergic receptor P2X 1
Exons: 12
Coding region: 268-1467 (399 amino acids)
Biological process (GO): monoatomic cation transmembrane transport; response to ATP
Cellular component (GO): plasma membrane; nuclear inner membrane
Molecular function (GO): extracellularly ATP-gated monoatomic cation channel activity; purinergic nucleotide receptor activity; ATP binding
Source: RefSeq, a predicted model, not a curated record